GACGUGAGUGCAGAGUCGAGGACCACAACUACUGCUGCGGCCGCAACAGAAGAAAAUUUGACGGAAGCAACGACACCUACGACCGAACCAGUCAAAGAACCGGCAAAAUCAAAUCCAGAUGAAUCGGAGAAGGAUAAAAAGAAGGACGUGGAAUCUGAUGGAGAGGAGAAGCAACUUCCUGGGUCUGAGGUGAUAGAAUAG
This is a messenger RNA of Echinostoma caproni, 201 nucleotides long. Lineage: Eukaryota; Metazoa; Platyhelminthes; Trematoda; Plagiorchiida; Echinostomatidae. The record is from the annotation of a GenBank genome assembly.